AUUUCUCCGCCUAUCGAUGACUGACAAUCCAGCAGCCUAAUCCUAGAGGUGGAUUCGCAUGGGCAUCGUGUCUGCUGCUCCAUCAAUAUCCUGUCGUGUCAAACGACAAGCCUGCUUUUGCUGGUCAAACAUCCCGAAACCUUGUGGUUGUUGUUUUAAUAGAUUGAUUUUCAGUAUAGAUCUUGAUAUCGCAGACGUUGCGUCGGGACAAUGGACUCUUUCUCGGACAGUAUCCGCCCUCAGAGACUCCAACCGGGGAUCGGAUUUGGUACAUUUGGAUCCACGGGAACUCUGCGCUCGUCCCUCCGUCCAGGGGUGACGGUUCCCAUCGCCCCGCUGCUACCUCCUCCCGCGUCCCUACUAUGUGUGUCCUCGUCCGGGCCACCUCCCCCACCGCCGCCGCUCCAGUUCCACAGCCUGUACGGUACCAUGGGAGGCAUGGGGCUCGGAACAGCCGCCUCUGGACCCGGCAACAACCCGGGGAACCCGGCCGUCCUGAAGGAAGCGGUCGAGGCUGUGGUUCGAAGCUUUGCUAAACACACACAGGGCUAUGGCAGAGUGAACGUGGUGGAGGCGUUGCAGGAGUUCUGGCAGAUGAAGUUGACCCGCGGGGCGGAUCUCCGUAACGGCGCCCUGGUGGUCUACGAGAUGGUCCCGUCCGGCAGCCCGCCCUACGUCUGCUACGUCAGCCUGCCCGGAGGCAGCUGCUUCGGCAGUUUCCAGUUCUGCCCCACCAAGGCCGAGGCCAGGCGCAGUGCGGCUAAGAUCGCUCUGAUGAACUCGGUGUUUAAUGAACAUCCGUCCCGCCGCAUCACAGACGACUUCAUCGAGAAGAGUGUGUGUGAAGCCCUGGCCUCCUUCAACGGGAACAGAGAGGAGGCGGAUAACCCCAGCACAGGAAUAGGGGCGUUCCGCUUCAUGCUCGAGUCCAAUAAAGGCAAAUCCAUGCUGGAGUUUCAGGAGCUGAUGACAGUGUUUCAACUGCUGCAUUGGAACGGGAGCCUGAAGGCCAUGAGGGAAAGGCAAUGCUCCAGACAGGAGGUGCUGGCUCACUAUUCCAACCGGGCGCUGGACGAUGACAUGCGCACCCAGAUGGCCGCCGAUUGGGUGAACCGGGAGCAGGGCGUGGCCGGGGCCAUCGGCCGCGAGCUGGCGUCGACGGAGCGCGAGCUGGAGGAGGCGCGGCUGGCAGGCCGCGAGCUGCGCUUCCACAAGGAGAAGAAGGACAUCCUGAUGCUGGCGGUGGGCCAGCUGAACGCCGCCAACGCCGCCACGCUGCCGUCGCACUAAGCCCCGCCCCCACCGCCGCCAGGCCACCGACAGAACCAACCCUGGCUUCUGCAGGAUGCCGUGACUGCGUACCCGUAUGUGAGCACUGGUCUUUUUAGUGUAACCCGGGGUGAUGUGUCGUACUCCAUUUUGAUUUGCGUCAUGUGUGUGUUUAAAAAGGACCUGAUGUUUACACUAGUUGCGUACAUUUACUUAUUGCCUAUUUUGCCUUAGUUUAAACAGAGAAAAACACAUCUGGACAGUAGGGAUUUGUUUGAGGGGGAAGUUAACAGAAAGGUGGGGUAGACAUUGGGUAGUUUAUGAAAUUAUAAAUUACUGAAUGAAUUAUGCCAGUGCACAAGAUAGUAACUUUCUUGUCGUUUAUAUUGCUAGGGCACUGGUAUAACCUAAGGAGAAACAGACUGAAGGUUGCAAACUUGCAGACUUGUGUUUACCCAACUACGAUGUUGAUGUGAAAAGGGUCCAUUUCUUUGGUUUAACAUAAACACCUGCAUACAACCCCAGACACAUCCUAGAGCCAUGGAGAGCAUAAUGCUUUCCAUUCCCAUCUGUGAAUGUAUUUAUAGAACCCUUUAGGUAAAAAUGGAUCAAACGCCAAGGAAUGACGAAACCAAUUUCUCCCCCUUGGCGCUCAUUAUAUAUGCUUGCUGUUUUCGAGCGAUGACCAGACUGUUUCUGAGGGUGUGCAGCAAAGGAUUUUAGCUGGCUAUCAUCAAAAGCUCAGGUAUUGAAUCAAGACAUCCCUGGGAACAACAUCCUUUCAGGAUUUGAUUACUCUAAUGCCACCGUCAUGUUUCUGGAUCGUGGGCCACAUUAUAGGUAGAAUGUACUGUACAUUUUUAAUACUUUGUACUACGAGGCCUUUGGAGCAAUUUUCCUUAUACUUUCUAUUGUACUUCGUUGCGAAGAACAUGUGUUAGAACCAUUGUGCUUGGUUUUAGUGCUACAAUGUUCCCACAUGGACCGUGGGAGUGUUUGCUUCUGCAGAAUCAAUACGAGGGUUGAGAUUUUAAAAGAAGAUUCUCUGAGCAGCUUGCAGAGCAGUUUGGUAUUUUGUGUGUUGGAGUUCGUUACCUAUUGUGUUUGGUCUGGCUUUCAAACUUGUGAUUCAGCUUUGGAGUCAAGGAGGGAAGAAAUUGUUCGCUUAAAGCUGUCAUGAAAAACCAAACAGUAAUUUCAUCAUCUUCGAGUAUGAUUUGUGAGAUAUGCAGUUAGCCAUCGCUAUGGACCUAUUUCUGCGUUUUUUCUUUUAUAUGAUGUUUUGACAAAUUUGUUGUAUUUACAUUGUGUUUCAUAACAGUAUUGUCUGAUUUAUGAAGGCAUUUGAACAAAGCCUUUUGUGAUCCAUCAGAGCCAUGUUGGUUGGUUGGCAUGUGGCUUUGAUAAAACAGAGGUAUUUGAAGUUAUGUAAGUCACAGAAGGGAAAAUCCAUUUCUCUAGGAUCUUAGCUGCAGUUUAUGGUCAAAGACAUCAACUUUCCCAGCAUAGGAAUAAUAGCAAUAAAAAGACAGCGAUAAAGGUUUUUUACAAUUGCUAUGGAAUGUUGUACUUCUAAAAUAACAUUAUUAAAAGGUACUGCCUUUCAGUUGAACCUAUGGGGUUGUAUCACAUAAUGCCAACAACUCAACAAGUCGUUCUGAGUAACAUGUAUUUGGGGUGUUUUUCUGGCUUACAUAUGGCACUAGUUACAAUCAAGCGGAACUUAUAUCAAAUGUAUUAUUGAAGAAAAGAGGAAAGAACAUACUUUUUUAUUCCAAUUUUGAUAUUCUUUCACAAUAUGGUCACUAUAACUAUGAAGGACAGCACUAUUUGAUAUACUUUUGAGUUUGCGGCAAUAUUGUAAACUUUGCUGAAUUAUGAUUUUUUUUCUGUUUUGUUUGUUAGAAAUGUAAAAAACAUAAUUGCUGACUACAUUUAAAAGGACAUUUUUGAAUGGAAAACAUAUAAAAUAUAUAUUUUAAUAUACUUUAACAACUCUCCCCAGUCCAGUUCAAGAAGAAUGCCAAAACUACCUGUCAAAAUCUUAUCCAUAGCAAAAAGAUUAAAUAAAGUAAUUUGGUAACUGAUUAAUAGACAUUGCAAAAUGAUAUCAGUUGGUGGAAAUCCCAUUAAAUAGGAAUUUAAAAGAUUUAAGUAACAAGGAUAUUGUACCUAUUUGUUUUAGAGUAAGGCAGUACAUAUUCGAUCUACAAUGCUAUGUGCUUUUUUCUGCCGACUGUGAAAUUGUUAUAUUUGAUAAAGCACAACCUCUGUGUUACCAUGGAUAUUGUUUUCCACAAAAAAAGUAAUUGUGAUAUUUUAUAUUGGAUCAUAUUUUCCUGUUACCAUCCAUUUUUAUACAAGGAUAUUUUCAUUGUUUGUCUUUGAUGCAUGACUUUAGAUGUUUUAUAUGUUUUGUUAUUAUUUUUAUUACAGUGUUUCAUAAGACCAUCUUGUGUGUGUUUUGUAUGGCCAAUAUUUGUAUUCCAUGUUUUUACCGAAAGUUUGUAUUGGAAUAACAAAAUAAAAGCAUAUACCAAAGC
Gadus chalcogrammus (walleye pollock) is the source of this 3812-nucleotide messenger RNA. RefSeq names its product limb and CNS expressed 1 like (gene lix1l). The record is from RefSeq and is a predicted model, not a curated record. Gene Ontology annotation, biological process: autophagosome maturation. The transcript is spliced from 6 exons. Gene Ontology annotation, cellular component: cytoplasm. The coding region runs from base 211 to 1290 and encodes 359 amino acids. Lineage: Eukaryota; Metazoa; Chordata; Actinopteri; Gadiformes; Gadidae.